AUGAAUAUAAUACCUCCCAUACAACCAGAGUAUCCUCCUCAGAGGCUACGGCUUGUUCAUCCCACAUCCACCAGGUCCAAUAAACUUAUCACAAACAUGCUUACCAAUUACCAAACCAGAGUCAAUACCGUCAAAACAGAGAUAGGUCCACAACUUCCUUCCUUCAAUCUACCAAGACGUUUAUUCAGAUGGAUCUAUUCAGUAUCGUUAUUUAUCUUAGUCUCGAUAUUAAUGGCGCUUAUUGCCGUGACGCCCAUUGAUGUUAUCGUACAAACGGCGUCAGCAUCGUUCAGUGGAAUUAAGUUAUUUAUUGUCAUAGUCGUUUGUGUCCUAUUCCUUAUCAUUAGUUUCACCCUUUACUUUCUGAGAAUUUAUCAACAUAGGGUGGCCAUGAACGACAUUCCUAAUCAUUCCAUGUAUGUACCACAAGAGCAUGACUUGCCCAAACGGAUUUAUCACCAUAUAGACGAAAAAAACCAGUAUUGUAAGGAAGUUCAAGAAAUGGCCGGCCCAUUGACCAACGACAUCACCAUAAAUUACCCCGGUAUGCAACCACCAGAAUAUAUCCAAGCACGGAACGUCGGGUCGGGAAAUCUCCUUCCACCCAGUCUUCACUAUGAUGAGGUUAUUCGAAGUUUCACCGAUAAAUUCACUAUUCUUGAGAACUUCGAGUCUUCCCUUAAGACACCCAAACAUUUCACAUUCAGGGAAAUGGUGCUAAGCAUAGCACAAGAUCUCAGGAUAAACCGUAAAGCAGGAGCCGAAGAGUUACCCAAUUUCUCCUUGUUCCUUUCCCUUUACGAGAAGUUCAAAUUUUCAGGGAAGUUAAUCGAAGAAAACGAGAUGGUGGACUUUAUGGUUGAAUGCAUUAAAUUCACCUCAUGCCUAGUAGCCUAUUAUGGUUCUGUAUUUGCUGUAAGAAGGAAAAAGUAUCGUGAUAAACAGGCAUGGAGUACUAGAAGUAUUACACGGUCAGAUCUCCAAUACCCUAGUUAUUCUCCCAGUUUACAAAACAGUGCAGGUCACAGUUUCGAGGACGUACCUGAAAGUUACGUUGGUGGUGAUGUUUACGGUCCUGCUAACGAAUACCAAGGUCACAUUUAUGGCCUGAACAAUGCGUCAUACUCUCAAGAUUUCCCUCACUAUGAUGGUCUCAAAGUUAGGAGAAGGAACACAGAAAGUAGUCAAGGUUCAGAACUCAAGAGAUAUUACACUAAUGGUAGUCAAGGCUCGGUUGUUAGACAAAAAUUAUCAAUAUCGGAUCAACGGAAAUCAUCAUCUGUCAUGUUCAAUCUUGACAACCAAGAUUUUAAACGUACAAAUACCCAUACUUCUUUCAGACCCAGUCCUCAUGAUUCUGUAGUAGGAAUGAGUGGGUAUAAUAGUGAAGUAGAAGAAGACGAUACCAGCAUUUACAAUUUUAGACCCAGAAGUCAUUCCCAAGUAAAUACCAUACCCCAGGAUACAUUAGAUAUUGGCGAUAAUGACAGUUUAAAUCUGGUAAAACGACUCCCAUCAUUCUAUUUCCAACCUUCAACACCUCAACCUAUCAGUCCUACCAGACUGCAAUCCCCAACUAAAGUCUUGGAUUUGGAAAUCAAACGACUGAAAUCUCCCAAGAAGAGGUGA
This is a messenger RNA of Yamadazyma jaroonii, 1629 nucleotides long. The record is from the annotation of a GenBank genome assembly. NCBI's taxonomy places the organism in Eukaryota, Fungi, Ascomycota, Pichiomycetes, Serinales, Debaryomycetaceae.